CUGUAUUACAGUUGUCAAGUUGAAGACUCUGUACUGCCAGUUUUGAAACCUUUCACUCGCCCGAGUUUGUUUUCUAAUGUGUCUCCAACAAUACGGUUUUAUACGAAGGGAACAAAAGUCGCAAAACCGAGUAAAGCUAUUCGCUCAAAGCUGUUAUGGUGCAAAAAUAAUCUUUUACCUGUAGUCGUGCGACAAAGUCUUGUUACAAGUCAUUUUUCUAUAGUUGAUGAAUCAAAAUUAUGGGUAGGGUAUUGGGGACGACACUUGAAAUCAAUCCAGUACCGAACGAUUAAGCCAUUUCAGAAGGUCAAUCAUUUUCCCGGUGCAUUUCAUAUAGGUCGAAAGGAUCGUCUAUGGCAGCAUAUAAGUGAAAUGAUGGAGAUAUGGGGUUCUGAAGAGUAUGAAAUCAUGCCAACUACUUUUAUUUUGCCUCGUGAUUUCAAGAAAUUAAAAACACAUCUUCAAAAAAGUGCAUCACAUAUCAUAAUACUUAAACCGCCUGCAUCGGCUAGGGGAGUAGGUAUUACUUUUGCUAGUCAAAUUAAAGACAUUCCAAAGCAAACAUCGCUCGUUGCACAGCAUUAUAUUGGUCGACCACUGAUCAUCAAUUCAGCUAAAUUUGAUUUGCGUUUGUAUGUUUAUCUCACAAGUAUUGAUCCUUUGCGGAUAUAUUUAUACAAUGAUGGUCUCGUAAGAUUUGCAAGUACCCCCUAUUCUUCUGACCCAAGUUCAAUGUCCAAUAGAUUUAUGCACUUAACGAACUAUAGCAUCAAUAAAUUGGCUCAGUCAGCAGGCGAAAGUUCAGCUCCUGUCCCCAAGUGGAAAAUUUCGGAAUUUUGGGCAUACUUAGCUGAACGUGUAGACGUUAGUGCCAUCAAACAGCGAAUUAAAGAUGUUAUCAUCAAAGCUGUUAUCGCUUGUGAAAGUCAUAUUCGAUUGCACCAAAAAAAGCAUGCUUUAUAUCCUUUCACUAGUCAUGAAUUGUAUGGGAUGGAUAUUUUACUGGACUCUAAUCUAAGACCAUGGUUGCUAGAGGUGAAUAUUUCGCCAUCUUUACAUUGCGCAACAGCAACAGACAAAGCCAUCAAAACGGUACUAGCAAAAGACGUGCUAAAUCUGUGCGGUGUUCAAAUUCCACCAAAUAUAACUAAUGCGUUGUCAAUAGACUAUCGAGUCAAAUCAUUCGACAGUAAUAAAAGUGCUGAAGAUAUGCUGAAAGAGAUGCAUCAUGUGGGAUAUUUCGAAAAAAAUAUGAAAAUUGAUCCGAGGAUAGUGGAUGAUUUGACCGGUUCUGACGCGCGGAUUUUAAUUGAUUUUGAGGAUGAAUUAGAUCGGUCUGGGAAUUUCGACCUCAUAUUCCCUACUGCUAAAACGUUCAAUUACGUGAAUUUUUACAAAAAACCCAUUGCUUACUCUAAUUUAUUGCUGGCCCAAUGGCAGUUAGAGAAGGAACGUCGCGGACGUGAAGUUGGUUUAGCCAUUUUAGAAGAUAUUUCACGUAGGAAUAAGCAUUUUCCCAAAACAGUGGUACUUGAAAUUUCACAGUUCACUAAGUAA
Molecule: messenger RNA, 1557 nt
Organism: Thelazia callipaeda (thelaziosis nematode)
Lineage: Eukaryota; Metazoa; Nematoda; Chromadorea; Rhabditida; Thelaziidae
Source: the annotation of a GenBank genome assembly